This is a messenger RNA of Salvelinus sp. IW2-2015, 5326 nucleotides long. RefSeq names its product 3',5'-cyclic-AMP phosphodiesterase 4B. Gene Ontology annotation, molecular function: 3',5'-cyclic-AMP phosphodiesterase activity; transmembrane transporter binding. Lineage: Eukaryota; Metazoa; Chordata; Actinopteri; Salmoniformes; Salmonidae. The record is from RefSeq and is a predicted model, not a curated record. Gene Ontology annotation, cellular component: cytosol; perinuclear region of cytoplasm; nucleus. Gene Ontology annotation, biological process: signal transduction.
AGAACAAGAGAGGAGAGUCACGACUAAGUGUUGGAUUUUGAUAUUGACCUCACUGCUGCAGUGUGUUUGAUGGUUGUUUGAUGGCAGUUGAUGGAUUAGUUGAUGAUUAUUUCUGGUUGUUGAUGGUGUAUGCUUGAACGUUGCAUUUGUGACAGUGGAAGUUGGUUACUUUAUACAGUCAGUGUUGUGUGAUUGAUGUGUGUAUGAUGGUGAUUAGGUGUGUGUGUGUUGAUACGCGAGUUGUGUGUUGUAUGUGAGGUGUGUGUGUUUGAUGGUGCUGGGUAACUGGGCUGUUGGGGCUAUGUAUCGGCGGUCGCCCUGUCACAGAAGCAGGGCCCACUUUGACUUUAGCGAGGACGUCAUCAAGGGACUCCAUGCCUCCAGCCACACUCACAGCUUUGAUGUGGAGAAUGGCCCUUCAGCCAGCUGUAGUCCGUUGGACCCCUCGGCCUCUCCCGGGUCAGGCCUGGUUCUACACACCAAUUUCCCCGGACACAACCAACGCAGAGAGUCCUUCCUGUACCGCUCAGACAGCGACUACGACCUCUCGCCCAAGUCCAUGUCCCGCAACUCAUCCAUUGCAUCUGAACUACACGGUGAUGACUUGAUAGUAACGCCAUUUGCUCAGGUCCUCGCAAGCCUUCGAAGUGUAAGAAACAACUUCACAGUCCUGACCAAUGUCCAAUGUGCUUCCAACAAGAGGUCCCCUGUGGCCACUCAGCCUCCCAUCACCAGAGUCUGUUUGCCAGAUGAGUCGUACCAGAAGCUGGCCAUGGAGACCAUGGAGGAGCUGGACUGGUGCCUGGACCAGCUGGAGACCAUCCAGACCUACCGCUCUGUCAGUGACAUGGCCUCCAACAAGUUCAAGAGAAUGUUGAAUCGGGAGCUGACACACCUAUCAGAGAUGAGUCGCUCCGGCAACCAGGUGUCCGAGUUCAUCUCCAACACCUUCCUAGACAAACAGAACGACAUGGACAUGCCGUCGGUGACGCCCAAGGAGAAGGCCGGCCGGGAGAAGAAGAAGAAGCAGCAGCUGAUGAUGACUCAGAUCAGUGGAGUGAAGAAGGUCUCUCACGGACCCUCCCUCUCCAGCUCCUCCAUCUCACGUUUCGGGGUCAAGACGGACAAGGAGGACAUGCUCUCCAAGGAACUGGAGGAUCUGAAUAAGUGGGGGUUGAACAUCUUUACCGUGUCCGAGUACUCCGAACAUAGACCGCUCACUUGUAUCAUGUACGCCAUCUUCCAGGAGAGAGACCUGCUGAAGACAUUUAAGAUCCCGACGGAGACGUUUGUGGCGUACAUGAUGACCCUGGAGGACCACUACCAUGGAGACGUGGCCUACCACAACAGCCUCCACGCGGCAGACGUGGCCCAGUCCACACACAUCCUGCUCUCCACCCCUGCCCUCGACGCGGUCUUCAGCGAUCUGGAGAUCUUGGCGGCCAUCUUUGCUGCAGCCAUCCAUGAUGUCGACCACCCGGGGGUGUCCAACCAGUUCCUAAUCAAUACCAACUCUGAGCUGGCCCUGAUGUACAACGAUGAGUCUGUCUUAGAGAACCACCACCUGGCCGUGGGCUUCAAGCUGCUCCAGGAGGACAACUGUGACAUCUUCCAGAACCUGACCAAGAAGCAGAGGCAGAGUCUGAGGAAGAUGGUCAUCGACAUGGUCCUGGCCACUGACAUGUCCAAGCACAUGAGUCUGUUAGCUGACCUGAAGACCAUGGUGGAGACCAAGAAGGUGACCAGCUCUGGGGUCCUGCUGCUGGACAACUACACAGACAGAAUACAGGUUCUGAGGAACAUGGUCCACUGUGCCGAUCUGAGUAACCCUACCAAGUCUCUGGAGCUCUACCGUCAGUGGACCGACCGCAUCAUGGAUGAGUUCUUUCACCAGGGAGACAGAGAGAGGGAGAGAGGCAUGGAGAUCAGCCCUAUGUGUGACAAACACACCGCCUCAGUAGAGAAAAGCCAGGUGGGCUUCAUAGAUUACAUUGUCCACCCUCUGUGGGAGACUUGGGCUGACCUGGUUCACCCUGACGCCCAGGACAUCCUGGACACUCUGGAGGACAACAGGAACUGGUACCAGAGCAUGAUCCCCCAGAGCCCCUCUCCUCCUUGGGCCACAGAGCAGGGGGAUCAGGAGGGAGGCGAAGGGGGUCAGGGGGGAGACAAGUUCCAGUUUGAACUCACCCUGGAGGAAGAGGACUCUGAGGGUACAGAGAAAGAUGAACAGAGCCAGGGGGAUGAGGAGGAGGAAGAGGAUAGUCUGGGGGAGGCGUCUCGGUCUCCGGUAGACUACUCGGACUGUCAGGACCCCGAGGAAUCCAUGGAGCCCACGUCGUCCAUAGAGAUCAUUACCCACGAUGCAUCACCCACAGACACAUAAUGGGCUCUGCUGCACCGCGAAGGUGGUUGGUUUCAUGUUUUAAACAGGAGAAAUCCUGCAGCUGUGCAUUUUAACAAGCCCACGAUGGGCUUAGUUUGAGCCCGGAUGGGGUGUCAGUUUAACCCCACCCUAUCCUUGCACUUGCGUUAGGAGCCGGCGACAGAGGGACAGUUUCAGUGGGGCGGCUACAAAGUUCUCAGGAAAAAUGCUGCAAACAUUUUGGACCUGACGGAACGGACAGGCCUCGAGGAAAUGAAGGACUUGGGCCAAUCUGGGAAACGGUUGUUUUUCCAUCCAGACUGGCAUCUGAAAUGUUGACACUACUACUGAGAGAAGUUUUGUACCUUGUGACUUUUUUACGAAAAUGGGAUGUCAAGAGGUAGCAUUUAAACUACUGACUGAUGGACGUGUGUUUGUAUAGAGAGAGAAAACUGUUUACUUUUUUCCUGUACCAUUUGUCAAAAUACUUUUCUGUGCCUUUUUUACUAUUGUCUUUUUAAUCCUUUUUUUAAUUUAUUGAACACACUUUAGUAUGUACGUGAUUGUUUUUCUUUUUUCUAAAGAGUUAUCCGAAAGCUCAAGAGCAAAAUUCUUUUUAUAUCUCAGACAAAGAGAACAGUCUUCCUUACUAGUAUUGGGCAAUAGAAGAAAUCAAACUAACUUAGACAAACAAUUCUUGGACAAACUCAUCAAAUACUUAAAACAAGACAUCUCAUAAUAAGAUACCAUUUCAAUCCGAGCACAACAUAUAUGCUUCUCUAUGGAAAUCAUGAUUCAUGUUACAUGUUACAUUGUUGCUAGAUUGUUGCUUCAUGUGUCUGACCUCACUGUAGAUGAACGGUAGGCAGAUAGAUCACUAUAACUCAAAAAAAAACAAUUAGACCCAUUUCUCCCCAUCUAACCUGCUUCCCCUCAUUCUCCUUGAAUGACCCCCCCCCCCCCACUACCCUCAUGGCUCAAAUCCUGAUAAUACUCAGACUUCAAGUUAGAAGGAUAUUUCUAGCUCCAUCUCAAGGUAUCCUGCUCUUGUGUAUUAAUCCUAUUCGACCAAAUGAUUCCAGAACCCAACUGGUUCUGAUGCUGUAACAAAUCAACAAAAGACCCCCCCCUCCCCCCCGGCACUGUAGAUUUAGGACCCGACCAGAUGAUGAAAGGUGGCUAGGCGGCUGCCUGUGUAGAAGCCCAGUCACACCUUGGUUAGCUGUGUUAUUAUUCACAUGUUUGUUUUUUUACAAACCCCUGGCUCUGUGAAUCUGACCCCUAAAACAAUCAGGUCAGCUAUUUCUUCCUCCACCAAAAAAGGGAAUAACGGAAGGAGGUGCUGCGUCUGCCCAUUGACGUCAAUCGAAACCAUUCUUUUUUUUCUCUUCCCUUCCCGCUAACUGUAUCACAUUUCCUGGCCGGCCCGGGGAGUUUAUCGGGAUUUGAUCCGUUAGAUGUAAUCUUUAGAAUAGAUUUGGCACUUAACAAACUGUAGAGUGUCUGCUGCAAAAACAAAAGCAGCGGAGAAAAAAUGCUUAUUUUGAGAACAAGAGGAUGAUAACCCCACAGAAGGGUAUCUAGAGAUUACGUGACAGAGAUAGCAAACCAAAAAGCCCCCGGACAGUGUAAUUCACUGUAUCUUUGGGUCAGCAUUAAAACCAUCCACGCCUGAAAAUCUGCUAGGUAGAUCUUCCCUUAUAGGUCUCCAUGACUAGUUUUCAGAUAUCACCAAUCCUCCAUUGUUCCCUUAGGUUUACUGACAUACUCAAAGGUACUUCAACUGCCUUAUUGACUAUACCCUCACUCCAGCAGACUUACAUGGCAAUCGUGUGUGUCAAUGAGUGUGUGUGUGUGUGUGUGUACGAGUGUCAGAAAGUGUGUUUGUGAGAGUGUGUGCGUCUGUCUAGCCUUUGCCAUCUGGCCUGACCUGACUCCACACUCCUAUUCCUGUUUGUCACUAGAGCUCAAGUUGGUCCUUUGCUGUUUAUAACAGUGUAUUUAUUACUUUCAGCUGUACAUAAGAAUACUGUUUCAGUCAGUGUAAAUCUAUUUAAAUUUAUAUGCACUUGCAUUACCUGGAAGUGGUGGUGUCUUAACGUGUUCAAGGCUCUGCGUCGGAGUCUUUUUAUAUCCUGUAUUAUAAUAUUGUUUCCUUUUCUAUAUUAUAUCCUAAGUAAAUAUAUUCACACAAAUGUUUGAGUGCUCUGAGCAACAGCUAAAGAGACAUAUACACAACCUGUAGGUUGACAACGCAUAGGGGAUAUGUUAAACGACAGAGACCUGGGAAGAGCUAAAAUUACAAGCCAGCUGUGGAGAACACAAGCUUUCAUACUGUAGUCUAUCACUUGGCUCGGUAUCAAUAUCAGACUCUCUGAGCAGCUUGUAGUAGGCUAGUAACCAGAUUCCUCUGUAUACAACAUUUUGAUUGCAGAUUGCUGAUUUGGGGUUCAGAUCUACUGGUUCAACGACAGCAUACAGAAAUAACAGAAAGACAGACAAACACAGAACCAAGUGUCUUCUUCUUGACACCUCACACUUACUUAUAUGUAAAGUAGUUCAAGGGGAUUAUUGGUGGCAUGCUACAAUAUCUCUGAGCACCAGUGUGAUGAAUCGUUACAAAAAUGUGAUCUUCUUGUAAUUGAGCGUGCUAAUGUGAACUAGUUUUAUCUGACCAAAACUUGUUAGCAGUUUUGAAAUUCAAAUUUGUCAUCAGUAUAACAUUGUUAAUCUAUGUUCAAGCUUUUGGUCUGAGUCGUUUCCAAGUGACUAGCCAGACUUAGCACUAUCUGCAUGAGAGGUGGGUUUUUUAUAUGUCUGUUGAAUACCUACCUACUGCGUUACAGUCGCAGGCGGACAUAUUACAUGUUUCACACAAUGUAUGGUAUAAUAUUGUAUAUUGUGUUCAAGUAUCUGAAAAUCUGAAAUACUUUUUCUAAUUAAAAAACAAAGCAUGACAUA